UUGUUCUUUAUCAAUAGAAGCUUAAAGCUGUUCAUCAAGCACUGCAGCUUAUGGCUGACUUUGAUGAGCUCGCCUUGGAGCCUCUUGCAGUUGGGUAAGUCUGUUAUCUUUGGUAUGUCUGCUCUUAUCAGCUAACGCAUUCUCUUUAGUAUUUCGUUUGAAACGGGUCCUUCCACUGCUGCUACAAUGGAUACCGUUUCCAAUGCCCCCGAUGACUCUCCUGAUGAUGCCACACAAACCAAACUGCCCUCCGCCCUUUCAACAGAAGAAAUUCAAGACCAUGUUCGUACAAAGAUUUGUCCAAUACUCUUCACUCAAGAGUCCCAUCCUUUACGUAGGUUUAAGGAACUUGCCAUGCGACAUCCUCUGAAAGUAGUCAAGGUUGUAGUUAAACAGAAGAAAGCACUUUCUGUUUUAGAGGGCAAAGGCGUCAUCAACUUUGUUCCUGGCCGUCCUCCUUCCGCUGCCCAAGAGCUUCCAUCCACUAGCCAACACAUUGUACAAUUGGCAUCAACAUCAACCAGUUCUAAGGGCAAAGGCAAAGAAGUACCCAGCCAUAGCCCUCCAAGUGCUGCUGGAAAGAAGCUUCCUUCAAGCAAGCCAGCCUCUGACGACACUGCUGUUCCUUUCACUACUCCCAACAAAUCGGCUGCUGUUGCUACCGAGCUAUCUGAGCAUGAGGAAGAAGAUAUGGAGCUUGAGGAAGGCGAAACAAUCAGUCCAUCCCCCUCUCCACAGCAUGUAAAACAAGCUAGCUUAAAAGACGAUGACAAGCAUUCAGGCUUCAAGCACAAUGAGGCAGAUGUUGAUGAAUCUGCUUCCCGUUCUCUGAACAAAGGCACCACUGCCAACCCCAAGCAAAGCACAAAGCGCACUAUUUCUAGUGACAGUGGGCGUAGCACUAAAAGAAAACAAAGCGACGAUAAGAGCAGCUCUGAAGAGAAGGACCAGGUUGCUACCAAUGACAAAGGCAAGCAAAAGGUCACUGAGACGAUCAAGGAAGAGCCCACUGAUAAUAACCCUGAUACGACAUCGCUGAAGAAAACUUUGUCAGCUACUGCGCCUAACGCAAACACCAUGGAACAAUAUAAAGUAUUCACAUUCAUGUUCCGAAAUCUUGCACAUACCUACAAGAAACGAGGUGAUAGUGAAAAAGAUAAACUGAUUUCCGCCUUGAACCAUUUUCAUGCUUUUUGUAACUACAUCAUUAGUUACUACUACAACGAAAAACAAAAAACAGACGUGACACCAUCUGAAUCCGUUACAGCCUGGAAGUCCUUGUUUCCUUUUGCUGAUAUGCUCUUGGCUAAGCUCAAAGCCCAAGAGCAAUAUCUUCUGUAUGGUGUCUGCCUCCGUCUGGUAGCCAUGAUGCGCUUUGGCAUUUUCAGCAAAAUGCAAGGCGAAAUUCAUGGCGUUCUCGCCAAGCAUUUGAAAACUUCUUCAGCAAGUGACAGCCUCAAAUAUGUCAAAAUGUCACACAACUUGCUGGAGGAGUACAAUAAAGCAAUGACCGCGAACGCCUCUUCAGAAAAAUACUUUGGCUACCAAGUUCUGGCUAGCAAGUUACCAUUGACCUUCAAGCAAGUAUGUGUCGAUGGUAACUUGCUCAGUGGUAUAACUGUGGGUGGGGAGGCUGGCGUGGAGGUCUCACCAAUGUUCCCAUUUGAAUUGAACGCCAGCCUCCUCCAUGCUGCUAUAGGUGCAAAGUGCAUCCUGAGUGAGUUCGUGUCGUUGAAAAAGCUAGAAUUUAAAUUGAUCAACGACACGGACGAAUACAUGUAAAUAUUUUGUAAAUAGUCCUUUUUUUUUGUAAAUAAAUCUUGC
Molecule: messenger RNA, 1824 nt
Organism: Rhizopus microsporus ATCC 52813
Lineage: Eukaryota; Fungi; Mucoromycota; Mucoromycetes; Mucorales; Rhizopodaceae
Exons: 3
Coding region: 187-1782 (531 amino acids)
Source: RefSeq, a predicted model, not a curated record